GGGAAGGGGAGUAAAGAUGGGGCACGUCCUUCUGGAGAUUGCGGCUCUCUUUCUCUCAGUGAAUGGCUUGCUGUGUGUCAUCCUGACCUGCGCCCUGCCCCUUUGGAAAGUGCCCGCUUUUCAAGGUGCCAACCUAGUGACUGCCCAGCAGACCUGGGAAGGGCUGUGGAUGGACUGCGUCUGGCAGGAUACCGGCGAGAUGAUCUGCAGCACCUUCGAUUCCAUGCUGGCCCUGGACCACGAGUUACAGGUAGCCCGGGCUCUGACCACCACGGCCGGAGUGCUCGGCGCGCUGGGCAUCCUGACCAGCAUCGCUGGUGCCAGCUGGACCCGGCUGGUCGAGGGGGAGCCCUGCAAAGCCCGGCUCCUGUCAGCCGCCGCCUGCUCGCUGCUGUUCUCCGGGAUCCUCCAGCUGAUCCCGGUGGCUUGGACAGCCAACGAGAUCGUCAGGGAAUUCCGCAGCCCGUCCGUCCCGGAGGGAGUCAAGAGGGAACUUGGGCAAUCUCUGUACAUUGGCAUGGGUGCAACUGCCCUGUUCACCGCAGCCAGUGGGCUGCUGUGGUUCUCCUGUUCCAAAGCCAGGGCACAGGCAGCUCGUCCAGCAGAGUACAGGCCCGGCCAAGCAAGCUACAGCGAGAGCCAGUAUGUGUAAGGGAGCGGAGGUACACCAUCUGGCCCCAGCCCCGGACAGGAACGGCAGAAAAGGCGGGAACCCUCCUGCAAUACGAUACUGUAGACUCAUCUCUCAGUCACAUUUACUGUGUUUAAAGCAAGUCUUCGAAACUGGCAGAGCAUUCCGCAUAUCCAAUCUAUGUAUACAUAUUGGAAACUCGAUACAGCUCAAACAACUUAUAUAAAAAAUAAAUCGCACUUUAUUUUAACUGUAA
Messenger RNA from Hemiscyllium ocellatum (epaulette shark), 887 nucleotides. RefSeq names its product claudin-4-like. Gene Ontology annotation, molecular function: structural molecule activity. The coding region runs from base 17 to 652 and encodes 211 amino acids. NCBI's taxonomy places the organism in Eukaryota, Metazoa, Chordata, Chondrichthyes, Orectolobiformes, Hemiscylliidae. The transcript has a single exon. The record is from RefSeq and is a predicted model, not a curated record. Gene Ontology annotation, cellular component: bicellular tight junction; plasma membrane. Gene Ontology annotation, biological process: cell adhesion; bicellular tight junction assembly.